Pisolithus orientalis is the source of this 678-nucleotide messenger RNA. RefSeq lists its product as uncharacterized. The coding region runs from base 1 to 678 and encodes 225 amino acids. The transcript is spliced from 4 exons. Lineage: Eukaryota; Fungi; Basidiomycota; Agaricomycetes; Boletales; Pisolithaceae. The record is from RefSeq and is a predicted model, not a curated record.
AUGCACUUUUGCAAUGUGCAGUAUUGCAACUGCCCUGGGCCUGAGGAUUCACAUCUUCAGCUUACCAUGGCCAGCCUAUUCCCAGCUAUGACUAAGGCACCAAGGACAGCUUUCACUUUCCAGGUGCUGGAUGACUUCAUCAGGGACAAUGUUGAAUGUGGAACCUCUGCCAUGAACUAUUAUAGCAAACUUCAGAGAGUCACCUCAAGCACAUUUCCUCACUUAGUACCAAAUAGGUAUAGGGAAUUGCUCAGGGUGUCAAGAAUGUGGAGGCUCCUAAAGCUGUUGAAAUGGCAGGGAUUCCAUCAACAGUUGCCUGAUCCCUGGGCCAGUGAACUUGUCCUCUUCUGCCCUGCCUGUCCCCAGCCAGGGAUCAAUCCUGACUUGUGUAGCUGGCAGUUUGCUAGGACCUUUGUGAUGGACAGCAACUUCAAGGCUGAGCAUAUGCUGCCCAAGAAUGCUGCCAAAGAGGUCUGGCUCAUGGAUGGAAAUGGCUUCAUGAAAUCCAACUGCAAUAACCACCAGGCUGUUAAUCAAGCAAAUGCACUAAGGAAUAAGUUGGAAUCAAUUGGGAUUGGUGGAUGUGCCUGUGUGAGGCAUGGCUGUUUUGUACCUCAUGCAAUGGUCAACUUUCAGAAGGGAGAGCAGUAUGCACCAAUUCAUAGUCCCUGUUCAUGA